Scophthalmus maximus (turbot) is the source of this 2307-nucleotide messenger RNA. Its product is annotated as proline-rich protein 5-like. Gene Ontology annotation, cellular component: TORC2 complex. Bases 558 to 1985 code for a protein of 475 amino acids. NCBI's taxonomy places the organism in Eukaryota, Metazoa, Chordata, Actinopteri, Pleuronectiformes, Scophthalmidae. The record is from RefSeq and is a predicted model, not a curated record. Gene Ontology annotation, biological process: TORC2 signaling. The transcript has 11 exons.
UCCUCCCUGUGCCUCGCGGUCAGUCGUGAGAGCCUCUGACAGUUCGAGGCUCCUCUCGUGUGUCGGAUCAUGAAGCUGCGCACUGAUCCUCUCGUGAAGCUGCGCUGAGUGACGUGACGGCGGAGGAGCAGAGGAGCGGAGGAGCAGAGGAGCGGAGGAGCAGAGGAGCAGAGGACCGGAGGACCGGAGGACCGGAGGAGCAGAGGAGCAGAGGACCGGAGGAGCAGAGGACCGGAGGACAGGUCUAACACGGGAGUGAGUCUUUGUUGAGCGACAGAGAACGAGGAAUAAAGAAAGGAGCGAGGAGGACUUGAGAGAAAGAAGCAGAGCCUGAACCUCUGGAGAGUCAUCACUGGCCGAGCGGCCAAGCACGAAAACCAGCCCAACCUAAACAGAUGAUGAUGGCCCAGACGGUGGAAAUGAAACGUUGACUGCGAGUGAAGCCACGGAGCAUGACUUGCCCUAUAGCCCCAAAAAUCUGAAACUCAUCACUAUGCUGAUUGGUCGGCGGCAAUUACCGGUCGGUCACUAGGUCGCAGCUGUCAGUCAAGACUAACAUGGAGCGAGAGGGCUCAUUUAGGAGGAGUCUCCAGAGCAAGCUGAGGUUAGGCAGCAGCUCGUCCUGCAGCCUGACAGACCUCUCGGGGGGGAAGACCCCGGCGGGGGGAGGAGGUGGGGAGAAGGGAGGAACUUCUGGGGCGCUGGUGGAGGAGUGCAGCAAGGACAAGGGCACCCAGCAGAGGAGGGCCGGGGCCAACGCCACCUGGAACAGCAUCCACAACGCAGUGAUCUCGGUUUUCCAGAGGAAGGAGCUGGGAGAAAAUGAGCUCUACACUCUGAAUGAAGGUGUCAGGCAGCUGCUCAAGACAGAACUGGGCUCCUUCUUCACUGAGUACCUUCAGAACCAGCUGCUCACUAAAGGCAUGGUCAUACUGAGAGACAAGAUCCGCUUCUAUGAAGAGAGUCUUGUCGCCUUGUGUCAAACAGGUCAGAAGCUGUUGGACUCUCUGUCCGACACAUGGGACUUCUUCUUCUGCGAUGUUCUGUCCAUGCUGCAGGCCAUCUUCUAUCCUGUGCAGGGAAAGGAACCAUCAGUGCGUCAGCUGGCUCUGCUUCACUUCAGAAACAUCAUCACCCUAAACCUGAAACUGGACGAGGCUCUUUCUCGACCCCGAGCCAGAGUUCCCCCCUCUAUCAUACAGAUGCUGCUAAUACUACAGGGUGUCCAUGAGUCUAAGGGUGUAACCGACGACUACCUGCGGCUGGAGUCUCUCAUCCAGAAAGUGGUCUCUCCCUACCUGGGAACUAAUGGUUUAUAUUCCAGAGACGGCUCCUCCAAUCCACACUGCUCCUCCUGCCUAUUAGAAAAGCGUUUGCAGCGCUCCUGGUCCUCCAAAGCAGGCGGCUCCCCCGUCGCCAAGAAUCUGGUGGUGCGCUCCAAGAGCUACAACGUCCCCAUGCUGACGCCUGUGGUGGAGUACGACGCCGACUCCCCCGUAGGAGGUGGCACAGGCAUCAGACGGCACUCCGUCUCGGAGAUGACGUCCUGCGCGGAGGAGAGCAGCUCCGUGGCCGAGUCCGGCGCCACCGGUGGCGUCAGCACUUCCAGCCUCGCCAACCCCUCCGCGGCUUCGGCAGGACGGGCUCCAGUUUCAGACCCUGUGAGCUCCAGCAAGGACCCCCGGCCCAGACUCCCCGAGAGCCCCGCGGGUCCCCACCUUCUCAUGCCACAGUUUGCCUCCCCAGGCAAAGACACGCACUCCGCGGGUUCACCGGCGUGGGACUCCCCCUCGUCCUCCGGAGCGCUGGCUCCGGACACCAGCUCGGGGCCCAGUCCCUCGUCCAGUCCGGAGAUCAUGACAGACCACAUCCCCGAGUCCUUGGACUCCGAGUCGGAGCAAGACGGCAUCUUUCUGGACUUCUCGCGCCGCUGCUCUGUGGGGUCGACACACAGCAGGGACAGCGGCAGGCAGAGGGUGGCGUGACACACACACACACACACACACACACAUUUAUCUGAGGGGGAUUCACUGGCAUGACGCAGGGACACACUGAGCCAUUACUGACAUUCCUGACACCCUGUGAUGCCCCCUGCUGUUGUCUGGAGACCCAUAAAUCAUCAGGGAUUCAAACGGAAUUAUUUUUCUAGAGAUCUUUUAAAGAAACUAAGCAAGUCUAUGCUCAUGGUUUUGAGGUGUUCUCCCCCAGUUGGAAACAUCAGCACUUCCCCCCUCUGGGAAGCUACAAUCAAAUCCAUCACUUGACGUUCAAACUAAACUAUAAUUAAUAAAAUGAUCUUAAAGUAGA